GGCUCGCACCGCUGCUGGCUCCGAGCGAGGCGGCUUCCAGCUCCGUCAACCCCCCCCCCCAUUCCACCGGACCAGCAUCCAGGUAUCGUAUCAUGGGGAACCUACUGAAAGUUUUGACAUGCACAGAUCUGGAACAGGAGCCCAAUUUUUUCCUCGACUUUGAAAAUGCCCAGCCCACGGACGCAGAGCGAGAGGUGUGGGAGCAGGUUGACGUGGUGCUGAAAGACGCCAAGGGGAUCCUGGAUGAGCUGCAGGCGUACAAGGGCGCGGGGCAGGAGAUCAGAGAGGCGAUCCAGAAUCCAAACGAUGAGGCGUUACAGGAGCAGGCGUGGGCGGCUGUGGUUCCUUUAGUGGGGAAACUGAAGAAGUUCUACCAGUUCUCCCAGAGGCUAGAGGCGGCGCUGCACAGCCUUCUGGGAGCUCUCACCAGUGAGACGUACGAUGACCCCACUCAGCACCUGGAGCGCGAGCAGGCACUGGCCAAGCAGUUUGCUGAGAUCCUACACUUCACUCUGCGCUUUGAUGAGCUUAAAAUGACAAAUCCUGCCAUUCAGAAUGACUUCAGUUAUUACAGGAGGACGCUGAGCCGCAUGCGGAUCAACAACGUGCCGGCGGAGGGGGAGAAUGAAGUCAACAACGAACUGGCCAACCGGAUAUCUCUGUUCUACGCCGAUGCCACGCCCAUGCUGAAGACAUUAAGCGACGGCACAACUAAGUUUGUGUCGGAGAACAAGAACCUGCCUAUCGAGAACACGACAGUCUGCUUAAGCACAAUGGCGACCGUGUGUAAAGUCAUGCUGGAAACACCGGAGUACCGCAGCCGCUUCGCCAGCGAGGAGACGGUGUCCUUCUGCCUGCGGGUCAUGGUCGGGGUCAUCAUCUUGUACGACUACGUCCAUCCCGUAGGGGCCUUCGCCAAGUCAUCGAAAAUCGACAUGAAAGGCUGCAUCAAAGUCCUCAGAGAUCAGCCUCCGAACAGUGUGGAAGGCCUUCUCAACGCUCCUCAGGUAACUUCCCCUCUGCAGCCCCAGUCUGAUACUGGUGAUACUGGCUCAUGAGCAGGAGACAGGGCUCUUGGUUAAUUUCACCCCUCGCCUCCAGUGCGGCGACUCAUCCUCUGCCCAGUCCCACCGGGGAUUUGGUCGUCUGUGUGUCGGGUGUCGAAGCCUCUCCAGAGAGACCAGUUACAUCUGACACCUCGUUCCCCUCGUAGUCGUCCAAAUUCUGCCGGCCUGGGCCAAAACUCCCAGCUGCUCGAGCUGCCGAGGCCUCACAUCUGUAUCUCUCUCUCUCUCUCUCUCUCUCUCUCUCUCUCUCUCUCUCUCUCUCUCUCUCUCUCUCUCUCUCUCUCUCUCUCUCUCUCUCUCUCUCUCUCUCUCUCUCUCUCUCUCUCUCUCUCUCUCUCUCUCUCUCUCUCUCUCUCUCUCUCUCUCUCUCUCUCUCUCUCUGUACCGGAGGCCUGAGGCGGGCGAGCGCUCAGCGGCAGCGUGAGGUCACUCUCAUCCAGAAGCUGCCAGAUUUCCUUUCAGCAACUAAAGCUCGGAUCGGACAGAGGAUGACAAAUGAUUUUUAGAUGUACAGUACAGCUUUACUUUACACAGGUUUUCUUCAGGGUUAUAACAAAUCUUAAAUACAUUGAAAUAUUAUGUUCUAUGUCCUGAAUACAUUUAGGAAGGUCUUCAUUUAACUCCACUUCUUUAGCAGCAUGUAUAGUUUGUACUGUCUCUGUUUGUUUUGAUUCCUGUCCUCCAGUAAAGCUGCUAACUGACUAACAGACAAACAAACAAACGCAGAUGAAAACACAACUUCCUUGUCGGAGGGAAUUAAAACAUCUGAGCUCUUCUUCUGUUUGUUGGAAUUCACUCAUGUCUUUUUCCUGUGGCUGCAGGUACACGACCAAGCAUCUGAAUGAUGAAUCCACCAACAAGACUAUCAAGAGCAUGCUGCAGUAGAGCUGAGCUGCCUGCUUGCCUCACACCCUGCUGGGGGGAGACGCCACUCUCCUGACUGAUGUCGGUGCACAGAAUGUUUUUUUUAGUUUUUUUCCUUUUUAAAGAGCUGCAGCUCCGCCCUCUUUUAUAUUGCAAAAUGCUACUGCCAUUAUGAAACGUCUUUUUCUGUGCCAAAAAGAUGUCGCUGUGAUGUUUUUCCGAUAAAAGGCCAUGAAACAAUGGCAGCUGAUGAAAACAUAGCGGAACCUCUGGUGUUUUUAACAAUGUCUUGUUUUUUUCCCCUGUUUAAGGGACGGGAGCGCUUUGACUUGAAAAUUUAAAAGAGAGAGAUAUAUAGAGAAGUAUAUAUUAUUUUUGUUUGAUUCGUUAUUUAAUAUUACAUCUUCUGCAUGAUGACAAUUGUCUUUCUUUCCUUGUAUUUAAAAAAAAAACUAAUGGUUCAGUUUAAUUUGUCUGCUCUAUUGUGCAUUAUUACGUGUUUUGUUAUUGAAAUGGUACUUGUCAAAAUGAGAUUUCAGAGUACUGUUUUUAUAUUUUUUUAUAGGUUUUAAUUUGUGCAUAUGACUUUUUUUCCUCAUAGUUGUGUUGUAUUUUUCAUUUGAAAACUUUCAAACUGUGAUGUGUGCAAAAAAUCUAAAUCAAAUUGGGAGCGUGUACUGUACGUGGACAGUAAGUUGUGGCUGGAGACAUUAAAAAGAGAACUCUUGUUUUCUA
This is a messenger RNA of Pleuronectes platessa (European plaice), 2666 nucleotides long. RefSeq names its product family with sequence similarity 49 member Bb (gene cyribb). The record is from RefSeq and is a predicted model, not a curated record. Gene Ontology annotation, biological process: regulation of actin filament polymerization; positive regulation of T cell activation. Gene Ontology annotation, molecular function: small GTPase binding. Lineage: Eukaryota; Metazoa; Chordata; Actinopteri; Pleuronectiformes; Pleuronectidae.